Cucumis melo (muskmelon) is the source of this 2217-nucleotide messenger RNA. RefSeq names its product protein N-terminal and lysine N-methyltransferase EFM7. Lineage: Eukaryota; Viridiplantae; Streptophyta; Magnoliopsida; Cucurbitales; Cucurbitaceae. The coding region runs from base 1477 to 2202 and encodes 241 amino acids. The record is from RefSeq and is a predicted model, not a curated record. The transcript has 8 exons.
UAUAUAAAAAAUAAAAAAAUUCAUCUUCAAUUGGGUACAUGACGUUGACAAACGAAAUUUCUAAGAAAAUGUGGGAGGGCAGACCUCACAUGACGUGGACCCGAAAAAGGAACAAACGUGGCAGUCCCUUGUGAUGCUCAUCUUGUACGGCCUUUGCGUAUGAUUGUGGUAAAAGAUGCACACCUCCACGUAGGCAAUUAUUAUUCACUAACGACAUGUAGUUGGGGUGCCCCACACAUUACGAUAUGACACAACCGACAAGUCGGCCUGAGUUCGUCACGGAUUCGAUCCCUUUGCGGCAGUAAGCGACGGCACACAUCACUUGAAUGUAUAAGAUGUGUGGACUACGUCGAGUAAUAAGAAAAAAACUCACAACGAAAAACUAGAUUCACGCAAAGAGGAAGACAAAAACUAUGGAUCCGGCGAAGAGGAAGAGUCAGACGAAAACUAUAGAUCCGACGAAUGGGAACAGUCCAGCGAAUAGGAAGAGUCCGGGUUGUAGAGGAAGACGAUGAGAGGCGAAGAGGAAGAUGCACUACAAGAAAUUGGGGUUCUUUCGAUGCAAAUCACGACGUCGGGAGAAAAAGCGUCAAAAAAAUGAAAGGAUCUUCCAACGCCCAGUGUAAGACGUCGGGAGAAAAUGCUAUUCCCGACGCCGUAAAAUAUACGUCGGGAACAACGUCGGGCAUUAUAUGUUUUCCCGACACCAUGCACCAUGCGUCGGGGUAGGCGUCGAAAAUUACGUGUUAUCCCGUCACGAUGUGUAUGAGUCAGGAAAGAUUCGUCGAAAAUUAGGUCACAUUAAUUAUGGCAGACAUGUAUUCUCGAUGCCACGCAUCAUGCGUCGGGGACGACGUUGAGAAUAAGGAGCAGUCCCGACAUUAUUGUUGUGCGUCGGAAACAACGUUGAGAAUAAGGAGCAGUCCCCACAUUAUUGUUGUGCGUCGGAAACAACGUUAGGAAUAAGGAGCAUUCCCGACGCCAUUAGUGGGAUCUCCCGACGUUUUUGGGUUGUGUCGAGAGAUCUCCUAUAAAUUUUAUUUUGGUUCUGUGAAACACAGAACUGAAACGACAAAGAAAAAUAAGAGAGAAGCGAAAGGAAGAAGGAUUCGUCGUCGUGUCCUUCGCCCGCCGUCGUUCUUUGCCGCCAUCUGCCGCCCUAUAUUGAGGGAAAGUUUAGAGUUGAAUUGAAAAUUUGAAGGGGAGGGGGGUGAAGUCGUCUACUCAACCACUUGCGACUCUGACUCCUAAGAGACGUGCGCAAUCUCGACUCUUAGAGUUGGAGCGCUACGUUGCAGUCAAUUGGCGCAUUUCGAUGACGAUCGCCCCUGAAGCGGAGAAGUCUAUUUCCCCACACGUCGUUCGCUUCAGCCAGGUGAUAGACGUGUGUGUACGAAAGACAUUUCUCAUCCGCUGCCUUAAGUGGACGGACAUUGACAGAGAAUACAUUGAAGUCGUCAAGGGCGAUCUCCAGCAAUGAAUAGGUUUGUUAAGCAUCAGAUGCUCAACACCUUUAAAGAGUUCCGAGUCAACUGUCACAGACACUUCAAAAAGUACAACGACCCCGAGGAGACUCGUUCCAACCCACCCAACAUAUUAGUGGAACAUGAUGAGGAUUGGCACUUCCUCUACGACCACUAUAUGAGUCGUGCAUUCCAGGAGCAAUCACAAACGAACAAGGUUGCUAAACAGAAACAACCUUACAAUCAUAGCAGCGGGUCAAAGUUGUUUCUACAACGACAGCACGAGCUCGCUGAGAAAAAAGAGGAGUCGAUUGACCGUGUGAAGUUGUUCCGAGAAACACACAUUCGAUUCGAGACGUUUGUGUCACAGGCCGCAAAGGAUAUGCAUUCUCAGCCUACCCCAGAGGAUAGUCAGCCACUCUCUGGGGAUGAGAUAUGCGAUCAGGUAUUGGGUAGACGACCAGGCUACUUAAAAGGCCUUGGUUGGGGACCCAAGCUGAAGGUCUGCAAGACGACGAGUGCAAGCAAUUCCACGAUGUCAUGUCCGCAGUCCACAGAAAAAGAGAUUGAAUUACAAGCUAAAAUUAAUGAAGCUUUGGAACGGAUUGAAGUGCAAGAUAGAAAUCACCAAGUGUUAGCUUCAGACGUGCAACAAAUGCGAAAGCUGAUACAAAACUUGACUCGGGCACAGACCCACGAUGUAGAAUGGCGCGUACGAGGCUCAUUAGGAGACGUAUGACUUUCCUUGCGCUUC